Messenger RNA from Exophiala spinifera, 870 nucleotides. RefSeq lists its product as uncharacterized. The transcript is spliced from 3 exons. The record is from RefSeq and is a predicted model, not a curated record. The coding region runs from base 1 to 870 and encodes 289 amino acids. Gene Ontology annotation, cellular component: nucleus. Lineage: Eukaryota; Fungi; Ascomycota; Eurotiomycetes; Chaetothyriales; Herpotrichiellaceae.
AUGAGCAAAAGAAAAGAACUCGGCGACAAGAUCGUCGACAAGGAUGCUAUGGUGGACGACGAGAGCGGUGACGACGAGGAUUUUGAUGUACUUGAUGUCGAUUUUGAAUGGUUCGAUCCGCAACCAGAAGUUGAUUUCCAUGGAAUCAAGACCCUCCUUCAGCAGUUGUUCGAUGUCGACGCUCAGCUGUUCGAACUGUCGGCAUUGACCGACCUGAUCCUGUCGCAGCCAACGUUAGGGUCAACUGUGAAGGUCGACGGCAACGAGACGGAUCCAUAUGCAUUUCUGUCUGUUCUCAAUUUACAAGAGCACAAAGACAAACCCUUUGUCGGCAAGAUCAUUCAGUACUUGCAGUCGAAGGCCAAAUCCAAGCCUGAGCUUACACCUUUAGCCGACCUGCUCUCACAAGCAACCAUACAGCCCAUCGGCUUGAUUCUCACCGAACGACUCAUCAACGUGCCUUCCGAAGUCGUGCCACCCAUGUACACUAUGUUGUUGGAAGAAAUACAGUGGGCGAUAGACGACAAGGAACCUUAUACCUUUUCGCAUUAUCUCAUUCUGUCCAAGACUUACACCGAGGUCGCCUCCAAGUUAGAUGCCGAAGACGACAGACCCAAGAAGAAGAAGAAGGCUACGGGAGGUGGUUUUGAAACCAUGUACUUCCAUCCGGAGGACGAAGUGCUGCACCGCCAUGCGAUCUGUCACGGGCAGUAUGAUUAUUCCAUCAAGCAAGACGAAGGCCAUUCGGAUUCGAAAAGAGCUUUUCAGGAGCUCGGGAUCAAGCCUCAAGGGCAUGUCAUGUUGAUUUCAGGGGAUGAAUUCAAAGCUGCUGUCCAAGAUGUGGCCGAAUACCUGAAGCCGCAGGCCUGA